This is a messenger RNA of Eimeria necatrix, 1236 nucleotides long. RefSeq lists its product as hypothetical. Lineage: Eukaryota; Apicomplexa; Conoidasida; Eucoccidiorida; Eimeriidae. The transcript is spliced from 3 exons. The coding region runs from base 1 to 1236 and encodes 411 amino acids. The record is from RefSeq and is a predicted model, not a curated record.
AUGGAGGUCCUUAAGGAAAGACAAGGAAGGUACGAAUGCGGUCUCCCUCUAGAUCCGCUCUUUAGCCCAUCCGAGCAGCUUGGAGGAAAGCCAUGGAGCAACGCUAUCAAACAGAUGUGUAGUGGCCCUGGCCUCACUCGCUGGCAGAUGCAUUUUCAUCCGGAGAUUGCCCCAGCUAUUGCGCACGAGGGAGUUUACUUUUGGCUCUUCUACCAUUUUUUGGGCCCAGAGGCUGCUGAUGAAUUGAAUAUUCAGGUGGAAAGGCAAUAUCUCUUUGUUCCUCUUGCAAAUCCAGUAGACUUCCCUGGACUUCACGAGCGCCUUAUGAAGGAACAAAGCAGAUCUAAAGGAAUCACAUUUACCUACACUUACAAAGGCUCAGAUCUAAGGAAGCCUCUGAGCUGCAGAAUAAGUCAACUGGCUCAAGAACACUUUCUGGCGCUCUUGAUGAUGCUCUCACUUCUUGUGGUGACUGGCCAUUUUGCCCAGCACUUCUAUUUAAAACACUACAUAAGGAAAGAAGUUUUGAAGCUCAUUCGGUUACACUCUCAACAAGCAGGAGACACGGCCGUAAGUAGAGGGAUUCCCACAGAAAGCAUAUAUAACCUAUUGUGCCACCGAGUUGCAAGGGGCGGCACUAUUCCUCGGCUGCUCCUACGGAACAGACUCACAGUGGAACUGGUGGAAGAUGCAUGCCAGGAGCUGCUUUGGAACCCAGAGACAGGGGUACACUCCUAUAGACUACACGAAUCAAACCACUGGUGGGCUGAAGAUACAACAUCUUCAUUUCCAGCCGAAAGUGAAGCAGCAGAAGAAAAUAAGCAGUCCGUGUGGAACAGCAUAGGCCCGACAGUUGGAAUGGCUCAAAACUCUGAGGCCGCCAACAGCCCCAGUCUUGGCGCACAUAUCCCUCAGUGGGAGAGAGAGAGCCCGCAUACUAGAGAAAGUGGAAGUAACCCCCUGUACUCCUGGCGUUAUGGGGAUUCCCCACCGCGAGGCCAUCUGUGGAAACAAGACUCUUUAGACAGCGCUGCAGAUUAUUUCGCAACAUCUAACGCUGGGGAGCGAAUGGCAAUAAAGAUGUACGAGAAUGGGGCUUCAGAAGGGAUGAAGCCAGCAAAAGGGCUGGAUGACUACUUGGGACUCAUGCGAGAGCUUCGGGAGCUACGGCGGGCAAGCCACGCAAUCUCUGGAGAACUCUCGCGAGACAGACACCUCAGAAGCCCGAACAUGUGA